Molecule: messenger RNA, 2481 nt
Organism: Oryzias melastigma (Indian medaka)
Lineage: Eukaryota; Metazoa; Chordata; Actinopteri; Beloniformes; Adrianichthyidae
Gene: tpo
Product: thyroid peroxidase
Biological process (GO): response to oxidative stress
Molecular function (GO): peroxidase activity; heme binding
Source: RefSeq, a predicted model, not a curated record
CUACCACAAACAGUGAGUUGUUUUUCUCUGUAGUCUAUACCCAUCACAGUUCUUUAAAAUGCUUUGUUUGCUGGUAUUCUUCUCUGUAUCAUUGGUCAGUACUUUGGGGGAAUCUUUCUUAACCACAAAAGCAGCUUUGAAUUCCUCAUCUGUGAGAGAAUUACUGAUUCAGUCCUCUCGAGAAAGCCUUGAGAUUGUUGACAACGCCUUCCAGCGCUCCAGACAAAGACGGAGCCCGGCCUCAUUCUCCAAGCAUGGGUUAGAAUUCCGUUUGCAAGCUGAGCCUGAGACCCAGGAGAUUUCUCGAGCUGGUGAGGUUUUCCAAGCAGCCCUACAGGUCCUGAAGAACACAGCAAAACAGAAAUAUGAAAGGAAUCUCACUGCUUCAGAGUUGUUGUCCUGGGAGGAUGUGCAGCUGCUCGCAGAGCUGUCUGGCUGUCCCACUGCAACAAAGCAGAACACGUGUGAACAAAGCCGUCACAGCAGAUACCGCACAAUAUCAGGAGUCUGCAACAACAGAUGGCUCCCGGCUGAAUACGAAGACGGGGAGGGAGAACCCAAGGGCUGGAACCCAGAACGACUCCAUCAUGGCUUCCAACUUCCUCUGCCUCGGAAGGUCAGCAGGGAAAUAAUCAGGAGCUCCUGUAAAUGGAAGGAUGAUGACUACUCUCAGCUGCUGGUGGAGUGGGGCCAGUACAUUGACCAUGACAUAACCUUUACACCUCAAAGCAUCAGUAAAAGUGCCUUUUGGACAGACGUGGACUGCUAUCAGACCUGUGAUAAUGUGCAUCCCUGCUUUCCUAUUAAGACCGAUGAUUCUCUCUGCAUGCCCUUUCAUCGUUCCACAGCAGACUGCUAUGUCAGUUCGGGGUCUGAUGUACAGCGCGCCCUGCAGCGACAGCAGCUGAAUGCCAUCACUUCUUACAUCGAUGCUUCACUUGUUUAUGGGCACACUCCAAAGUUGGAGAGUUUCCUCCGUGACCUCUCUGGGCACAGCGGGAAACUCGCCAUCAACGACCGAUUCGAGGAUGCAAAGGGAAGACCUUAUCUUCCUUUUGUUGCCAAGACGCCAUCAGCGUGCCGUACGGACCACCAGGGGGACAGGAUCGACUGCUUCAGCGCGGGGGACGGUCGAGUCAACGAGGGCCUGCCCUUGAUUUCUCUGCACACGCUGUGGCUCAGAGAACACAAUAGAAUAGCAGAAGCGCUGAAGCUGAUCAACGAUCACUGGAGUCCUGAGAUGAUCUACCAAGAAACCCGCCAGAUCAUUGGGGCCCUGCACCAGAUCAUAACUAUGAGAGAUUAUGUCCCCAAGAUCAUUGGCCCUGAGUCGUUUGAGCGCUUCAUUGGACUUUACACGGGCUAUGACCCAGCCGUGGAUCCAUCAGCCUCCAAUGUGUUUGCCACAGCUGCGUUCAGGUUCGGCCACGCCACCAUCUCUCCUGUGCUGCACAGACUGAACCAGAGCUUCCAGGAGCACGAGCAGUUCCCCCAUUUGAGACUUCACAAGACUUUUUUCAGCCCUUGGAGAAUAGUCAAAGAAGGUGGGAUUGAACCAAUUAUAAGGGGUAUGAUUGGAACUGCAGCGCCGGCUGUCAGUGCAAACAUGCUGCUGGUGGAGGAGGUCACAGAGAUGCUGGCUGUGCUGGACUCUCUGCAGCACAUGGACCUGGCUUCUCUAAACCUGCAGAGAGGACGGGACCACGGCCUUCCAGGAUACAACGAGUGGAGGGAAUUCUGUGGACUGGCUCGUAUUGACACGCUGGAGGAUCUGAAAGUAGUUCUGCGAGACGACAGGGUUGCUGAGAUGAUUCUAAACAUGUACCAGCAUCCAGACAACAUUGAUGUGUGGCUUGGAGGACUUGUUGAAAACUACUUGCCCGAUGGCAGGACAGGUCCACUUUUUGCUUGUUUGAUUGGAAAACAGAUGAAAGCCCUCCGUGAUGGUGAUAGAAUCCACGUAAUGCUGUUUGGCAAGGAAGCAAAGAGAGUUCCAUAGAAAGAACAAUAACACUUUCCCUUUUUGUUUGUUUGUUGAUUUAAGUUGACUCAUUUCAGCAGCACUUAACACAAGGAUAUCGUGUAUCAUUUCUCGUAACAAAACAGUCUUUUUUGGGGGUUUUUCCUCAUCGGAUAUGUAAGGGAUAAUGCCUGACGAUGUGUGCAUUAUCAGGAAUUACCGCCUGAAUGCACACUUCAAAGGGCAUUAUUCCAUUUAAGAAGAAAAAGUGUGUUUCAUAGCUUAAAGUCUAAAUUGUUCAACUCUUCCUUGUGUCUAAUUUUUUCCUUCAAUUCUCUUCAUCUUCUGCUGUAUCUCAGUCUUGAAAUGUUCAAAUUAACCAAACAUGAUAAAAGGAAACCAUAAAAUCACUCGUCUUUUAUACUGUCUUGCUGUUGUGAUCAACUGUGGAAUGAUAACAUUUUUUUCAAAUAUGUUAAUAAUAAGUGGAUUAAAAUCUCUACUAUUUAAAUAUAUUGAUA